This is a messenger RNA of Cynocephalus volans (Philippine flying lemur), 384 nucleotides long. Its product is annotated as dnaJ homolog subfamily A member 1-like. The coding region runs from base 1 to 384 and encodes 127 amino acids. Gene Ontology annotation, molecular function: Hsp70 protein binding. The record is from RefSeq and is a predicted model, not a curated record. Gene Ontology annotation, biological process: protein refolding. Gene Ontology annotation, cellular component: cytoplasm; cytosol. Lineage: Eukaryota; Metazoa; Chordata; Mammalia; Dermoptera; Cynocephalidae. The transcript is spliced from 2 exons.
AUGGUGAAAGAAACCACUUACUAUGAUGUUUUGGGGCUCAAACCCAAUGCCAUCCAGGAGGAAUUGAAAAAGGCUUAUAGGAAACUGGCCUUGAAGUACCACCGUGAUAAGAAUCCAAAUGAAGGAGAGAAGGUUAAACAGAUUUUUCAAGCUUAUGAAGUUCCCUCUGAUGCAAAGAAAUUGAAAUUAUAUGACAAAGGAGGAGAACAGGCAAUUAAAGAGGGUGGAGCCGGUGGCAGUUUGGGCUACCCCAUGGACAUCUUUGAUAUGUUUUUUGGAGGAGGAGGAAGGAUGCAGAGGGAAAGGAGAGGUAAAAAUAUUGUCGAUCAUGGAGAUGUCAAGUGUGUGCUAAGUGAAGGCAUGCCAAUUUAUUGGGGCCAGUGA